This is a messenger RNA of Episyrphus balteatus (marmalade hoverfly), 1551 nucleotides long. RefSeq lists its product as uncharacterized. The coding region runs from base 201 to 1442 and encodes 413 amino acids. The record is from RefSeq and is a predicted model, not a curated record. Lineage: Eukaryota; Metazoa; Arthropoda; Insecta; Diptera; Syrphidae. The transcript has 5 exons.
UGGUAGAAAAAUUGUUAAAGCUUUUUCAAUCGAAUGAAAAAUAUCAGACUGAUCGGAUCGGAUUGUUUUAUUAGCUGUUGUCGUACCUGAGUGAAAAUACAUUUUUCUAUUUUUUUAAUAAAACAAAAUCUGUGAUUUAUACGCUCACGAGACCUUAAGAAGUGUUAUUCAACUUUGUGAUCUUAUUCUAUCAAAUAGAUAUGGCCAAACCACCAGAAAUAAUUGAUCUUGCCAAAAUUCUUGAGCCACAUUUAAAUGGUGGCAAACUAAUUGACUAUUCGAGUCGAUAUUUGACAAAACCUGGUGAUAACUAUGGCAGUGUUAUGCUUGCCAUUUCUGCCGAUAUUAAACUUCCUGAUGGAAAAAGUGAAAAACUUCCUUUGGUUGCAAAACUACCACCACUUACCAAUGAACUAUUUUGGACGCUAUUCAACCCUCUAGUUACGGCUUUAAGAGAGAAUGCAAUUUAUAUGGAUGUUUCACCAAGUUUACAUCAACUGCAGCUUGAUAGUGGAAUACCGGAGUCGAAAGUUUUCGAUGCAUUUGCAAAAUUGUAUGGUUGUCGAAUAUCAUUAGAUGAAAAUGCCAAAGUUCUUGAUCGUAAUGCAGUUUUAGUUCUUGAAAAUCUCCAAACAAGUGGCUACAGACCUGGUAAACGACAAAUAAUGUUUGAUUAUAAAAGCAUAAAAUUUGUACUCAAACAUCUUGCUAAAUAUCAUGCCUUGCCAAUUGCACUUCGACAAAAACAACCCAAAAAGUUUCAGAAUGAUAUUUUACCAAAAUUUCGACGUUACGAUAUGAACAAAGAAAUGAGUGAAGAAGUUGCAAGUGAAUUUAAAGGGCAAGUUUUUGAAGAAGUCAGGCUUGCAAUUGGAAAUGAUGGUAAAGUUUUUGAUAGAUACAUGGAAUUGGUUACAAUUUACCACGAUUAUAUGGCCAACACUGAAGAAUGUCAAGACGGUUUAUUUACAACUAUUGCACAUUAUGAUUUGUGGACAAAUAACAUAAUGAUUAAAUACGACGAAUCUGGGGCUCCAGAAAAGAUCAAAAUAGUUGAUUUCCAAAUAUCACAGUACGAGUCGCUAAUGCAUGAUCUCAUGUUUCUAUUGUUGACAAGUGUUGACACAUCUGUUGUUGAAGAACAUUUCCACGAUCUCUUGAAAUACUACUAUUUAGAGUUUAUUGAAUGUCUGAAGAAAACACAAUGCAGAACGGAUGAAUACAGUUUUAAUAAAUUCAUGGAAGAAAUGCAUGGUAUUGCUCCAGUACAAUUUCAUCAUGCAAUGUUUAUGUCAAGAGUGCUUUUAGCUGAAGAAACAAAUUUACCUGAAGACUUUAAGGAUUAUGAUUUAAAAACGCUUAAGAAACCACCACCAGAGGCAUUGCUCCAAAAGUUGCGAGAUGUAACGAAGCUGGCACAGAAAUUUGGUUUCUUUUGGUGAACUUUGUAUUCUAAAAGAAGAUUGUGGUAAUAAUUAUUCUAAGAUUAAGAAGAUCAAUUCAUCUGUUUAGAAUAAAAAUAUUGUUAAUUAAAUUGAAAAAUCAUCUCUA